CUUGACUGACAGGACUAUGGUUUUUAUCUCCUCAUAUAUUAUAAAGGGUACGUUCCACUUAGCGCUCGCAACGCUCACACUCCCAACGCUGCGAUCAUCCGUUUCACUUGCAUGAGUAGGGAGAGCAAGUGGAACGGGUUGUGAGCGUCGUGGACAUACUGUAAAUAUGGCGGAUAUCGUAAAGCUUACUGUUAGUGUAAUAUCUGAAAUAUUAAGAAAUGAUUCCUCAGAUAGUGAUUCAAGCUCUAACGAAGAAUGGGAAUCACUGUUAAAAGAAAAAGAAAGACGUAUUAUACGUCCUCGUAUACAAGGAUACGCGGAAUGUGUUGUUGCACGUUACACGAAUUACGACUUCCAACACCAUUUCAGAUUGCAACGUGCAACCUUUGAGUAUAUUUUAUCUGUAAUCGAGAAGGAUUUUGUACGAAAGACAACAGAUUGUGAAAUGAUUCCAUUUCGGCAACAAUGUUUAAUUGCUUUAUGGAAAAUGGCAAUGAUGGAUUCUUAUAGGUAUGUUUCUUCUCACAGCAUGCAUUUUAAACUUUCUGAACUUUUAACUAAUAGUUAACUGAGUACAACUAUAAUGUUUAUUUACAGAUCUAUUGCUGAUCGUUUUAAUGUGGACAAAGCAGCAGCAUUAAGAGC
Molecule: messenger RNA, 645 nt
Organism: Ooceraea biroi (clonal raider ant)
Lineage: Eukaryota; Metazoa; Arthropoda; Insecta; Hymenoptera; Formicidae
Source: RefSeq, a predicted model, not a curated record